Molecule: messenger RNA, 964 nt
Organism: Bombina bombina (fire-bellied toad)
Lineage: Eukaryota; Metazoa; Chordata; Amphibia; Anura; Bombinatoridae
Gene: PIRT
Product: phosphoinositide interacting regulator of transient receptor potential channels
Exons: 1
Coding region: 234-647 (137 amino acids)
Biological process (GO): phosphatidylinositol-mediated signaling; positive regulation of cation channel activity
Molecular function (GO): transmembrane transporter binding; phosphatidylinositol bisphosphate binding
Source: RefSeq, a predicted model, not a curated record
UGUAAAUAUAUUUAUAGCUUUAGUGGUCAAAUGUACACUAAUAAAACUGAGACAUUGUUGUCUGUUAGAUUUGCGGUGAUUCUUAUCUUAGACUAAUCCUUGCUUGUGAUGUGCAGUAUAUUAUGUAUAUUAGUAAAUUAUAUUAUAAGAAACAAAUUUACCAAGCUCUCUAAUUAAGUUCACUUUUACUUCUCUGUUUUUAGACAAUAUUUGUGGACACAAAGAAUGUGACAAUGGAAACCUGUGCAGAGCACAUUGCCCUCAGUGAGCGGAGCAGUGGAGAUCCAUCUUCUACUGAAUCUAAAGAUAUGGUGACCAGCAGAACAGACAGUACCCUAUUCAGCAGCUCUAGAAGUGAAUCCCUUUGGACCAAUGCCCCCAGAAGUGCAUGGGACGUCUACCAGAAGCCCAUAGUCAUUAUGUCUAUUGGGGGAGCCUUUUUGCUCUUGGGAAUUAUACUCACAGUCUUCUACUUUAUAGAUAAAGAUUUGCCCGUCUCCAGGAUGUUUGGACCUGUGGCGCUGUCCAUAGGACUGAUGGUUUUGAUUGUAGGAUUGGUUUGGGUUCCUAUAAUUAGAAAGAAGAGAAAACAGAGAUCAUCCUCACGGCUUUUCAACCAUUAUAGGCAGCUGCUAUUCAAUUUCUGAUUGUGCCAAGGCUAUGGAUAAUAUGUAUGAACAUGGCUGUCAGAAGACCUGAUGUGGAGGAUUAAACCGCUCAGAUGAGCGAUUGGCUAUGGCACAGUUUGCUUGUAGAGAAACAAAUGUCUGACCUAAGAGCCAUCAUACGACAGAUUUCAUCCUAUACCAUCAAAAACAGACAACUUGGCAUGAAAAACCCUGUGAUAUACAAUGACAUUUUAUGUGAUUCAUGUAUUAUCCCUGACCUACAUAAGAUGACCUGUUUAUUGCUGCCUGUAAUUGAAUAUCAAGUUUUUAAUAAAAAAAGGAAGUGAAGAGUAUAA